GGAUCCAGUAGCUUUCACUUUACAUGCCUGAUGGGAAAGUAGAACACUUGCUCUACUGAUGGAGAGUAAUAGGUGUGGUCAGACAAUGGAGGAGUCAUCUGAUGUUGUAGAAGUCAUAGUUAUACCUGAUGAUCCUCCUUCAUCACAAGACAUUACUGUUCCAUCUGUGUCAUCCAUGUCGUCUUCUUGUUCUUCGUCAUCAGCUUUGAGAGUUACUGAAAAUUCACAGUCACUUGCAGUGCACUUUGACUCUAGAACUGACCCCACAGACUGUCACAUGACAUCUGGUGUGAACAAACCUCCACAGCUACCUAUGGACAAUAGGAGGGAGACUCAGACAGCAGGGGAGUCAACUGUCAACACUUCUACUGCAAUAUUCAGACCUUCCAAUGUACCAGCUCUUCCAUCAUCACAAGCAUCAAGUACUCUGACACAAUCAACAUACCCUAUGCCCAGAGGGUCUGCAGCUUCUUUACCAGCAAAUGAGCCUUGUUAUUCAAAUUUUCCUUUGCCCAGACCUUUGCCAUUAUGUGCAGUCCAAACUGCCUCAAGCAGUGAUUCAAUGUCAUUAGGAGAAAGAAAGAGGAGAAUGUCACCUGGCUGCAGUUACCAGGAUCCUAAAAAACCCAGAAUUACAUCGGUGGACUUAGCAGUAAAACAAGGCACCCCAACAGAUGAUGAACUGGAGAAAUUAGGCAAAGAAAUUGCUGAAAAGUGGAUGAAGCUUGGGCGUCGUCUGGAAGUCGAGGAGCCAGAACUACAGGAUAUAGAACAAAGAUACCAGCAGCUGUGUGAGAGAGGAUACCACAUGUUAAUAUACUGGAAACAGAAGAAUGGUUCUGCAGCAACUUAUCAAAUUUUGAAUGCUGCAUUACAGCAUGAACUCGUGCAGCGCAAAGACUUAGCAGAACAAAUUUGUUACAAUCAAGACAUACCAGACGUACCCAGAAAUCAUUUUGAUGUGAAAGUCUGCCGGCGUAAACUUGCAGAGCAUUACAAAAGAACCGCCACGGUGCCAACCUCUGUGUGGUCCAAAAAAUGUGCCGUGAAUAUUCACGAGAUCUACACUCGAUUGUCCUGGGUGAAAGAGGAACAAACCCCAACUGGGUCAUCACGGGUUGGAAUGGAUCACUACACUGAUGUGCUCGCUGAAAACAAGAACGGAUUGCCUUCAAACAGAAUACUCGUGCAAGGGCAGACUGGAAUUGGGAAGAGCACGUUUGUGAAGAAACUGGCUAUGGACUGGGCUGAACUUGACGAAAACAGGUUGACAAAUGAACAGAGAGCUAUCCUGAAGAAGUUCGAGCUUGCUGUUAUUAUUGAUCUCAAAAAGGUAUCUAAAUACCAAAACCUCAGAGAUAUCAUAAGCGCCUCCCAUAUUUUUGCCGAUGAGGACACAGCCAUGAAGGACGGUCUGCUGAGUUACAUCACCCACAACCAAGACAAAGUUCUCCUCGUUUUUGAUGGAUACGACGAAUAUCGUUUCGGAAGCAACUCUGAAAUCUUUGAGAUAUUCAAAGGAAACAAGCUGAGAAACUGUUGUGUGUUGAUAACAACUCGAAUUUCCAGAGCGGAUGAGCUGAAAGAGUUUAAGGACGUGCAUGCUGAGAUCACUGGGUUCAGUGGAGAGGACAGCCACUCCUUUAUGGUCAGAAUGCUUGGUGAAAAAAGACAAGCGAACGCAUUACGGUAUCAUCUUUGCAAGCGAAACCUGUACGAUCUGGCGAGAGUUCCGCUACUUCUCCUGUUCUUUUGCACUUUGUGGAAAAAAGGAAGCGCACAGAGCUUUCCUGACUCCAAAACAACAUUGUACAUUGAAAUCGUUCAGUACGUUUUGAAUCAUAAUGCAGCGAAAUGUUCUCCUGCUAACUUUCGCAAAGUUGAAGAUUUCAAAGAGAUUCUGGCUAAAAUUGGAAAGGUGGCGUUAGAAUGUCUUUUGAAGGACGAUCAUGUAUUCGAGUAUGAUCAACUGUCCCAUGCCAACCGGAUUUGCGAAGAAAGUCAGAUUAUAGGCUUACUUCAAGUCAGUGAGUACUCAGAGAAUCUUCGACCAGCAGGGAUGGUAUCGUUUAUUCACAAGAGCAUACAAGAGUUCUUAGCAGCGUGGUAUAUUAACUACAGAUGUGUCCCUGAAGGAAAUCUCGGUGAAAUUAAUGACCGCACCCGCACUUUGGACGACUGUAGAUCCUUAGAAAAUGUUUUUCAAUUUGUUUGCGGUUUGUCUAAUGAUGGAGCAGUGAAAGUUUUUGAACUUUUGAAAUCGGUUAGAAUUUCUGACUCAGAACUGGAUUUGUCAAAAAUGAUACCCGAUGGGACCGACGAGCCACUGUGUGACAUUACAUGGAAGCGCCAGUGUUUUAUUACCCUGGUAAAUAGUUCAUUUGGUGAAGUUCAAACCAAAACUGAAGUCUUAAGACAUUAUUUAAAUUGCACUGAUGGGAUCAUCUUUGUUGAGAGAGAAUCAGUUCGUGAAAUUAUACCCGAUUGGAGAAUUUUAAAUGGAAUUACUGUUAAUGGUGUGGUUUUGUUUGAAAACAAAUUUGUUCGUCAAAAGGCGACGAAAAUAUACCGGUCGAUGUUGUUUCUCGAUUGUUUGGACGUUCCCCUUAGGAUGACUGAGAAUUCAGUGGUUGUCGCAGUCGGGAAAUUUUUAAGAAAGUUUAAAGCUAUCAUUUGUGGUUCGUCUGUGCCGUGUAAUUUCACGUGCAUUCUUCAUUACCAUAACUGCCAGGUGUUUUUUAACAUCACUCAUUUGUACCUGCAUUGUGAUGACCAUGCUGACUUACUCACCAACUUGACUUCCACUCCAUCCCACUCCACAAGUUCGUCAUCAGAGGGAUUCUGUUUGAAAUAUCUAAGCAUUCUUCACAUUUAUACUGAUGUCAACGAGCAAACGAUGAAAUGUCUUGUUACCAUUUUUAGAGAUUGUAAGAAUUUAAAAAAUAUUUUAUUUUCGAGUGUAACUGAACGUACUUUUGAACUUCUUCAAUAUGUACCAAACCCCCGUACGUGUCGGGUAGAGCUUGGUAAUUCCCUAUCAUUUCCUUUAGGCGAGCUGUCACUGACGUCAGCCGACGUAACGAAGCUCGCUGGUUUGUUACCACAGUUUAAGAAUCUCGUCUCCCUUUACCUUGACUUGGAUGACUGUUGUGCUGAAGCAGUAAACAAACUGGUUUUUAGUAUCACGCACAAGACUCUUGAGGAACUGGGACUGUCUGGCAUUAUACUGACUCCCGUCACAGCCGCCGCGCUUGGUCGGUCAAUUUCUGAAAUGUCGUCCUUACGUGAGCUCUUGAUAUCUGGGCCGAGAAGAGGGUUUCUAGAAACAAACAAGAUUGAGGCAUCACCAACAGGAUUUGACAGAACAUCUCUGGUUUCACAAUUAUUUACGUUCAACACAGGAGGUUGUCGUUUCUUGCCCAGUUUGCAUACUUUACGUCUUGAGCAUUUAAAUUUGAAUGAAUGGGGCUUACGUGAGCUGUUGGAUAAUUAUAAGUUCUUCUCAGAGCUGAGAUACUUAUGCCUACGUGGCAAUCCACUGGGUGACGAGCACACGGUUCACUCUAUGGUGAGAAAAGCACUGCCUCGGGUUGAUGUUUAUUAUUGGGAUGAAACCAAGUUCAUUCACUUAGUGAAGGACACAGACGUUUGCACUGACAGAAGGAAUGAUUGUCUUUAGUAUUGCGUCACCUAAGUAUCACGUCUGCCACUUACAUUGCCUGACGUCAUGGAAUGUCAAUUGUAACAACAGGCAAUGGAACUUGUCUCCAGCUACUUGUUAGAUGACUCAAGUUUACAUUUUAUUUUAGGUUAGAAUCAAAAAAUAUUAAUUAAUGUUUUAAUUUUAACGGAGAAAGGUUUGAAUGUAUGAAAAACUUUCAAUAGGUAAUUAAAAAUUCAUGGAAUUGGA
Molecule: messenger RNA, 3910 nt
Organism: Pocillopora verrucosa
Lineage: Eukaryota; Metazoa; Cnidaria; Anthozoa; Scleractinia; Pocilloporidae
Source: RefSeq, a predicted model, not a curated record